Messenger RNA from Spodoptera frugiperda (fall armyworm), 3309 nucleotides. It is a transcript of the gene bbc, whose product is annotated as cholinephosphotransferase 1. Gene Ontology annotation, biological process: phosphatidylethanolamine biosynthetic process. Gene Ontology annotation, cellular component: Golgi apparatus; endoplasmic reticulum membrane. The coding region runs from base 174 to 1373 and encodes 399 amino acids. Gene Ontology annotation, molecular function: ethanolaminephosphotransferase activity; diacylglycerol cholinephosphotransferase activity. Lineage: Eukaryota; Metazoa; Arthropoda; Insecta; Lepidoptera; Noctuidae. The record is from RefSeq and is a predicted model, not a curated record. The transcript is spliced from 8 exons.
ACACAGUUGCGAAUAAAAAAUUGUCGUAUUGCCAGUAUUGCCUAUGGUAUCAAGAGCAGUCGUGAUUUGUGAUGUGAAUGUGAUUUACAUUACGAUUUUGCGAAUUUUUAUCUUGUGAAUAUAGUAAUAGUGGAAUUUUGUUGUGCAUUGUAAUGUCGUGACAGUGAAAUAAAAUGCAGUUCUACAAAGAGAGAAUACUCAAUGCUGCCCAGUUAAAAAGACUAAGUGAACACAAAUAUUCUUGUACGAGUGCCAGUAUAUUGGAUGCAUGGCUCCAGCCGUGGUGGUGCUGGCUAGUAUCUAAAACGCCGCUAUGGCUUGCGCCGAAUCUCAUCACAAUAUUAGGUUUAAUAGUAAAUGUAGUCACCACACUAAUACUAGUUUGGUUCAGUCCCGACGCGAGGCAAGACCCGCCGCGAUGGGCGUGCGCACUAUGCGCGCUAGGAGUCUUCAUCUACCAGAGCCUGGACGCCAUCGAUGGCAAGCAGGCGCGACGCACAGGCAGCCAGUCGCCUCUGGGCGAGCUCUUUGACCACGGCUGCGACAGUAUAUCCACCGUGUUUAUAGCGCUAGGCGCCUGUAUAGCUGUCAAACUAGGAGAGUACCCUACAUGGAUGUUCUUCCAGUGUUUCUGCGCGAUGACUCUGUUCUACUGCGCUCACUGGCAGGCGUACGUGACCGGCACGCUCAAGAUGGGCCGGAUAGACGUCACGGAGGCUCAGUACUCCAUCAUCGCCAUCCACCUCGUGUCCGCCACACUCGGCCCCAGCUUCUGGGCCACUCAGAUCCCCCCGCUGGGCGUGCCGCUGAGCCUGCAGGUUACCUCGAUGUGCUUCGCCGCACAGUUUUACUUUGCCACCAACUUUUUUUCUACAUUCCGAGUUAGGGGAUGUGGCAAAAACGGAUCGACCGUCGCUGGCACGAGUAUCCUGUCGCCGGUGAUCCCGUUCUCGCUGGUGGUGGUGCCGGCGUUCAUCAUCUUCCAGAAGAGUGAGUCCAACGUGUACCAGCACCACCCGUCUCUCUACAUCAUGGCCUUCGGUAUGGUCGCCGCCAAGGUCACCAACAGGCUUGUGGUGGCGCACAUGACAAAGAGUGAGAUGGACUACUACGACUGGUCGCUGCUGGGGCCCGCCAUGCUGUUCCUCAACCAGUACUUCAACCACGCGCUGCCGGAGUACUACGUCCUGUGGCUGUGUACGAUCUGGGUGUGCGUGGACCUGAUCAGAUACUGCGGCCAGAUCUGCCUGGAGAUCUGCGGGCACCUGCGCAUCCAGUUGUUCCGCAUCACGUCCCCGCCGGCGGCGGCCGCCAACGAUGAGGCGCGAGUAUCGGAUAAAAGUUAUCUCAUACACAUAGGAAGCUGUGACUAGUAAGUUAUGGACGUGCCGACUUCACAACACAUCUCACAACUUUUAUACCUACUGACAAACGCGGUGUUAUUUUAAUAUGAAUUUUAUUGGUUUCGACAAAAAGCUCAAAAUUAAACACACACAUAGUGAAACUACCAAUAUCUUGUAGUAGAUACACAAACGUAUGCUUUAAGUAGUGAACAUAAAGUUCACUAUUGUUAGCACUGCAAAUGGUGUCCUAAAAUUAUAUUUUGAUCAACAUCGCGAUUGUCAGGAGACAAUAGUCUGAGUUAAUACUACUCUGCUAACUACACAAGAAUACACGAACACUACACACAUAUACGCACUUACAUGACAUUCGUUACGUGUGUAGAUCGAUGUUGAAUUCUGUUAAAAUGGACGGCGAAACAGGUCCGUUGUAAAUAAUUCAUUGAUUUAAUUUAUUUUUAAUUUAUCAUUCAUACAAAUCUGUUUCGAUCGUCUGCGUUCGUCAUACAGUAGUAAGUGCAUAUCUGAAUUAAUAAAACGUUUAACGGAAUACAACCUUGAGUUAAUGUAACUAGGUAUUAAAAUUGCUAGUUGUAGGUCAGGUAGACACCAGCUAGAACAUACAAUACGGUAAUACUAGAGAUUAUAUAUGUAAAUAGCUAAAGUAUGGAAAUAUCCACCAUGUUCAUAAAGAGAGUUGAAGUAAAAACUAAAUAUUGUAUAUUUUUGAAUACCAUUUCUGUUGUGAUUCACAGUUCAGUUUACUAGUGAGUAGUCGAUCGUAUCAUUGAUAGAGAGUGUCAUCUCUUGGCCAAUUUAUUAGCGAAAUUAGAUAAAUAAAGAAAUGUAGAAAAUUUAUAUUCUAUCCUGUUGGUACCUUAAUUGUUUUAUUGCUAUAAUAUGGUGUUUUACUACACUAUUUGUCUAUUUCUCCCAGAAACAAUAGGUUCCUAGAAAUGUUUAGUAAAUAAAUCUUGUUGUAAAAUGUUACUACGACUGUUACGCGAUGAAGGCAAUAUAAUACUGUGACUUAGGUAAUUCUGUCUUUCCAUUUGUGUAGAAUGUUAGGUGUUGUGAUAGAAACGCGUCUAGCUCAGUGCUAGUCGAGAGGAGACAAACUUAAUUCAUUUUGUAUAAGAAAAAAAUCAAUAACCUAAGACAUAUUUGAACCGAGAUUAAAGAUUAAAAUGUACAAAUUCCGUAAGUCCCUCUCGACCCGCACUGACUCCAAUGUAUUAGAGAAUAGAAAGUGUUUAAAUAAUGAUGCUCUACUAAUACUAGAUGUCUUUCGAUCCAUCAUGUUGCUACUGCCAUUUAACCUGUACCUUGGCCAUAAGUUUACAAGUUAACUAAAACGUAUUUUUUGUAUGACAAUUGACAAGUUUUACAGCGCCUCUUGUGGUCGGUUACGGAACUAGAAUCUGCCAUACAAAAAAUACGUCGUAGCUAUCGAGUAUCUACAAAUAUUAUUGCUUUACGCCCGAAUACUGGAACGCUACUCAAUUUUAAGCUGUACUUAAAUACCGUGCUAUCUCUGUGGUCACAAAGAAAUUCUAGUGACAGAACUUUUCUUGAAAGCGGCUUAUAAUUGAGUGGCGUUUCAGUAUUCGACCACUAAUGUCAUAGGUACUGGAUGGCCGCGGUGACAGCUGUCUAACUACUCUCUCGUAGCUCUUUACAUAAUUCUCUUCUUCUAUACGCUAUUUAUAUAUGUACUAUGUAUGAAGUGAUGACGCUUGCAACUGCUAGACAUGCGCGAUGUUUACUGUCUCCUCAUCUAGUCGGUUAAAUUUGAAUUUAAAAUAGUUAGUGCACAUAUUGGAGCUCAAGUGUUAAGAGUAGCUACGCCUCCAUAGUGCUAAGUGUGUAAAUACGUGUUAAUUAUUGAUGUUACACAAAACGCAAGCCCGCUGUAUCAUAUACUGUUAAAUGUAUUUUUUAUGUGAAAUAUAACAAAUGUACAUUUUCA